Messenger RNA from Fraxinus pennsylvanica, 1383 nucleotides. NCBI's taxonomy places the organism in Eukaryota, Viridiplantae, Streptophyta, Magnoliopsida, Lamiales, Oleaceae. The record is from the annotation of a GenBank genome assembly.
AUGUGUAGUACAACGGUUAAAGUUGGUGCUAAGGUUAAUAGAAGUGUGACUGCUGGGAAACCAAGCUUCUUCAUCUCUUCGACGCCAGUUUCCAAUCACAUGCAAGCAGAAACUAAUACAAUGCAAUCUUCGCAAGCUAAUGAUUUUGGGGUCCUUGAGCAAUAUCUUGGAUUCCAGAUUGGAGAUGCUGCUAAUGUCAGUCGCAGUCCAGUGUUUAAUCCAACUAUAACUAGCCAAUUGGUGGGUCCCAAUCUCACAUUUAAUAAGUCUCUUGCCUCUACCAGUACAAGUUUUUCCCCUUCUCUUCUGGGGUCUCAAGCAAUGCAGUCACAUCUGAAUCCAGUUUCUGUAUCUGGGGCUCAACAUGAGAACUGGGAAGAGUCCAACAGGGCAGAAUCCAGCUCCCAUACAGAUACUUCAACUGAUGUGGAUCCAGAUGAAAAAAAUCAACAGUUUGAAAUGGGUCAAUCCACUGCUGCUACAGCCUCUGGUUCCAGUGACAGAUCAAAAGAAAAAAGCCUCGAUCAGAAGACACUUCGAAGACUUGCCCAAAAUCGUGAAGCUGCUAGGAAAAGCCGACUGAGGAAAAAAGCCUAUGUACAGCAGCUGGAGAAUAGCCGUCUGAAGCUAAGCCAACUAGAGCAGGAGCUGCAGCGGGCACGUCAACAGGGUAUAUUCAUCUCAAGCACAGGAGACCAAUCUCAUUCUGGAAGUAACAACGGGGCCUUGGCGUUUGAUGUGGAAUAUGGAAGGUGGUUGGAAGAGCAAAACAAACUGAUUAAUGAGCUGAGGACAACAGUCAAUUCACAUGCAAGUGACACUGAACUUCGUAAUAAUGUGGACAAUGUGACUACACAUUUCAAUGAAAUUUUCAGGUUGAAAGGGAAUGCAGCCAAGGCAGAUGUAUUCCACAUCUUGUCAGGAAUGUGGAAAACACCUGCAGAAAGGUGCUUUAUGUGGAUUGGUGGUUUUCGUCCAACUGAACUUCUCAAGCUUAUUGUGAAUCAAAUGGAGCCAUGGACAGAGCAACAAUUAGCACGGAUCUAUAAUUUGCAGCAAUUAUCACAGCAAGCUGAAGAUGCCCUUUCACAAGGUAUGGAUGCACUACAGCAGUCUCUAGCGGAAACAUUGGCCAAUGGAUCAUCUGUACCUGAAGGGUCAAAUGUUGCUAAUUAUAUGGGUCAGAUGGCAAUGGCCAUGGGGAAAUUGGGGACGCUUGACGAUUUUCUGCAUCAGGCAGACAACUUGAGGCAACAAACGUUACAGCAAAUGCAUCGUAUCUUGACUGUCAGACAAUCAGCGCGUGCGGUUCUCUUGUUACACGAUUAUUUUUCAAGGCUUCGAGCCCUGAGUUCUCUGUGGCUUGCAAGGCCACGCGAGUGA